Molecule: messenger RNA, 5291 nt
Organism: Cottoperca gobio
Lineage: Eukaryota; Metazoa; Chordata; Actinopteri; Perciformes; Bovichtidae
Product: cysteine rich transmembrane BMP regulator 1 (chordin-like)
Exons: 15
Coding region: 345-3155 (936 amino acids)
Cellular component (GO): extracellular region; plasma membrane
Molecular function (GO): protein binding; serine-type endopeptidase inhibitor activity
Source: RefSeq, a predicted model, not a curated record
CAGCAGCAGCAGCAAACCUCACUGGACGUCCACAGCCUCGGUCUGGGAUUUCUACAUGUAAAUCAGCAGAGACGCUCGAGACGUGCGUCUACCUGCUCACACUGAACCUUUGGAUAUUACUGCCAUCCGCACACUUCAGUCUCGUGGUAUUUCUUUCUUUUGAAGUGAGCUGCGGUGUGUUAAAACAGCACACCCGAGGCAUCACAAAACUUUAAAGAAGACUUUGCAACUUUGGAGUUACAUGUAGUAGUUUACAUCGCAUGUGGUUUUAUCCUCUGACCAGAAGCGGACUAUUUCUCUGGGAAACUUAACAGUCUUUUUAUUUUUUAUUUUUUUUUAUAAACAUGUUCAGCAAGUGCUCUGUUGUGUUAUUGAAUGUCCUUUUUCUGGUGCGGGCGCUCUCGGCUCUUGAGUGCACGCCGUGUAAUCUCCGGACAUGCCCGGUCAAAGCCCCGCACGGCUGCGACGGUGGCCGGACCUUGGCCAGGGAUCCGUGCGGAUGCUGUGACCGGUGUACCCGGCUGGAGUGGGAGCCCUGCGGCGGACAGGACUGGGCGCACGGUUACUGCGCCUUGGGACUAACCUGCGCCUCCGUUAACGAAACAAGUGCAGCCACAAUCCCUGAAACUGGAGUAUGUAAAGUGCUCCCUGAGCAUCCAGAGGCAGGCCUGGAAGAUGAGCGCUGUCCCCUGAUGACGGGCUGCGACAGAGCUGGAGGUCAGUGUGUGUGCGAUGCCCGCCACUCCUGCUUGGGCUCUUUCACUUACCCAGACCAAGAAACCUGCAUGAAGGCCAGCAAGUCAGAGGGUCGAAGGCACGAGCACCGGGAAAGACACAGAGAGAAGUAUGUGGGACCAUCCAACCCGGCCUGCAUGUUCUCUGGGUGUAACCUGACCGCGGAGGGCUGUGUGUGCGAGUCUCAGAGCUGCCACCACCACUUCGCCUACAUCAACCGCAGCCAGUGCCAGGAAGCCGCAGAGGAGCUGAGGUGUGCCGGGGUGAUGUGUCCCGCUCUGCAGGUGCCCUCCUGCCCCAAGGGUUCAGUCCUGACCAAGAGUCACACGGCCCCUGCUGGAUGCUGCCCCUCCGUACCGCCCCAGUGCACCUGCGACCUCCGUGCCUGCCACAAACCCCAUUGUCCGAGCGGACAGCGUGCCGUGCCACUCAGCGAGGCCAGCGGUCAGCCGGGAGACUGCUGUGAUGUCUUUGAGUGCCAGAAAGUCUCUCCCAAGUGUGUCCACAAUGGGAAGGAGUUUUCUGAAGGAGAGGUGUAUCGCAUGGACCCCUGCUGGCUGUGUCAGUGCCGGGGAGGAAUCUCCUUCUGCUCCAAGGCAGAGUGCGCUGAGCUGGACUGUGAAAACUUCUACAUUCCUGAGGGCGAGUGUUGCCCUGUAUGCAUAGAUGUAGAGUUACUCUCGAUGGACAGCACUAAGGCCAGUUGCUGGGUGAAUAAUAAGCUGCGGGCCCAUGAGGAACAGUGGAAAGAAGACGACUGCACGUUCUGCCAGUGUGUGGAUGGAGAACCGCACUGCACGGCCAUGGCCUGCAAACAGAGUUGCCAGUACCCUGUCAAGAUCCCUGGAGAGUGCUGUCCCUUCUGUGAAGAGCCUUCUUAUGAAACGGUUAGCCCCAUGCUAUGCCCUCCCCUGGAAAACUGCUCCCUGUCAGGGAACAACUGCCCCUACGGCUUCCAACAAGACAAUAACGGAUGUCUGCUCUGCCAGUGUCUCAACAAUGACUCCUGCCCUGACUUAGGAAAAUACUGUUCCCUGCACUGCCCAAUGGGGUACAAGAGGGAUGACUUUGGCUGUGAUGUGUGUGAGUGCAGCAUCCCCGUGCCCAAGUGCCGACCUUUGACCUGCACUAAGACCUGCCCCUAUGGAUAUGUGAGGAACAAGCAUGGCUGUGAGAUGUGUCGCUGCGUCAAGUGUCCUCCCUUCACCUGUGACAAGCACUGCAGCGAUGGCUAUCGACAGAACAGGAAGGGCUGCUCCAUCUGCAUGUGUAAAGAAAGUGGCCACGUCCCUAGCACCACUGCCCCGGCCCCGAUGCCCACCUACUGCCUCACGUCGAAUGGCCACCGAUACGAGGAAGGUGACGGCUGGCACGACGGUUGUCGUGACUGCUACUGCCACUCCGGACGGGAGAUGUGUGUGCUUAUAUCCUGCCCCGUGCCCAUCUGUUCUCAUCCAGUGGUGAGGCCUGACCAGUGUUGUCCUACAUGUGAAGAUGAGUCAGGCAGCGGUCAGCCUGAGGGGAUGGACAUGGUGGUGUGCAGAGCACCUGGAGGGGAAUUUUACGUGGAGGGGGAGACCUGGAACCUGGACGAGUGCACGCGGUGCACCUGCAGGAAGGGACGUGUCCUGUGCGACACUGAAGUGUGUCCCCCGGCUCUCUGCCAGACACCAAUCAGGAACAAGGACACCUGUUGCCACGUAUGCGCAGAGGAGCUGAGCCCAUUGCUGCCGGUGAACAACAGCCAGCAGGAGUACUGCAUCACCAGUGAUGGAGACGUGCUGCUGGCUGGGGACUCCUGGAAGGCCAACGCCUGCACCAGCUGCACCUGCAACAACGGCACCAUUCAGUGUUUCUCUCAGCACUGUCCAGCUGCCAACUGCAGGGUGCCCGUCUUACGUAAGGGCCAGUGCUGCCCACACUGUCUCGAAAUUACGACUUCAGUGCCGGUGAUGGUGUCCACCAACGCUCCCAAGACAACGGCCCCCAUUACAGUGGAGAGUGCAGUGUGGAUCACCACUGUCACUGUACCGCCCAUCAUUGCUGAGACAGAUGAGCCAGUUUUGGGUGAGAAUUACCCCAGCCAAACAGAGAUGGCUGUCAUCUACCAAUCAGCAGCCUGGAUUCUGGCAGGUCUCCUCCUCGCCAUCAUCAUCUUUAUCGUCGUGGCGUUACUCAUCAACAAGAAAAAGAAGUGGGUGCAGAUGUCCUGCUACAGUGCACCAAAGAAGACGGUGAUCCUAAAGAAGCACGUGAACAAGAACUCAGUGGUCUACAUGGAGCCCUCCAGAGAGAACAAAUUUCAGAAUGUGAAGAACGACUGCGGCAUUAUCCAUUUCUCUCCAGAAAUGAGCUCCACCUGUGUGGACAAGAUGAUCAUCCCCAGGGCCAAGCUGAGCAACGACUGGACGCAGCGCUAAAAAAAAAAACCCCACUCAAACUCUGCAGAUCAGAGCUGUCCUGCACCUCCCACUCUCUCUUACUGCUGUAUCCAUGGUGACUAGUGCAGCAGUGCACAAACCCACCUUGGGCGCCGCCGCCUUGUUCCCGCCCUUCUGUCUGUGUGAAACUGAGGUUGCUCUACAAGAGACAAAGCAAGUGACCUAGGUUUCUUUUAAUAUGUGUCCAUAUUCUUCUGUGUUUGGAUCUUUGUGGUGGAGUGAGACGCUGGGAGGUGGAUGGACGGGUGGACAUAUAAAGGACACAGCCACUCCGGGCUCUGCUUUAAAACAGAGAGGGAGGAAGCCAGAGAGGCUCCUCUGUCAGAAACUUUGACUGUGAACAUUGUAAUAUUAUUGCUUAUUGUUGCCUCCUUCGAAACUGGAACUUUAAGGCAAUAAGAGGAGCAUAAAAAAGCUUUAGGACGGGGGCUUGGGUUGUAGUUAAAAAAGAAGGUUUCGAGGAUGCUGCCCCCUCCCCUGAGUUCAGCAGUGCUUCGUGGAUGUAAUCUUUUUCAUCAGCAGGGAGGCCAAAGGAACUGAUAGUCCAGUUGGAUCAAAUUGGGUUCAGUAGCCAAAUCAUAAAAAGUCAACAGGCUUUAGAUAGACCCCCAGAUCCAAACCCCCUGCUUUAGAAUGUGUGGUUUCCAUCUAAGUUUUUGUAUAUUUUUACAGUAUUUGUACUAGUUUUAGUGUUGUUCUUGGCCACCUCUCGUUUUUAUUAUGGGUGUCUCGGCAAGGCCAGAUUGAAACAUUUUGAAAAUGCCAGUCUAAACAUUCCCAAGAUCAAGUUCAGGAAGGACACACUUCCCAAAUAAUAGCCUUUGUUUCUACCUUCAAAUGACCCGAGUCAUUCCAUUCACAAAACCGCAAUUCAACUAAAUGGAAUAUGUGAACUUCUUUCUCAAACUCGUCCGCAAUACAGUAGCCAGAGGUCUUCAUCUUUCCCCUCAGCAUCAUCCAGAAGGACUCAGUCGUACUUCAUCAUUUUAAAAUUUGCAAAGUGUAGUGAAGUUCAUCUAGGAAAAAAGUCAUUUUAUUGACCUAUGAGGAAUGUCUUUGAUACCAUGCCUCACUUCAUAACUUAAUCCUUGUGUGUGUGUGUGUGUGUGUGUGUGUGUGUGGAGCUACUGUUCACACUGAAUGUUUGUUAGUCAUGACUCAUUUUAAAGCCUUAAUUCUAUAGCCUUAAUGCAUAUCUUGUUUUCAUUAAUAGCUCGUAUCAAGGGAUCUAAAAAACGGUAAUAUAUUCACCCAAUAUUAAGAUGAACGGAUUCUGUUGUACAGCGUCACUGAUGGUUCUCCUCACAUCCAAGUGAAUUAUGUGAUGUGGAAGAGUGUAAGGGGAGCUCGCUAGUAACUGUACAUAAUGGUACACAUUACGGAGCAUUUUAAGAGACAUAGCACUUUUCUUUGGAGCCAGUUUUUUUUUCUUUUUCCUGCAGGAUUCUUGUAGGGAUAAAGUCCCUAAUCAGGGAUUUGAUAGGCAUAUUAAGCCCACAGAGAUGUUAAACCACUCAAGUGAACACGCUGUUGCAGCUAGAGGCUCCGUACCAAUCUGAUCAGUACGGGGGAAGGAUAGAAUCUGAGAAGCAUUACGAAAACAAACCUGGGUUUCAUAGGGGAAGGUUUUGGAUCAGUGUUCUCAAUCCAUUGCCAAUGUCUCAAUACAAAGACCUUUCUGAUGCCAAAAUUGGUUGGAGACCAAUUUAUAUUGAAGUGUUUUAGUUACUCAGUAGAUUUGUGUCUGUUUGAAUCAUGACCAUGUGCUUUAAAAUGAAGAGGCGACUGUAAAAGCUUACGCAAUUCUUUGUUCUUCUAUGUGUAAAAAGAAAAAAGAAAAAAAAAAGUAGUUUAAAUUAGUAGGACAGAAGAGUACCUUAUUUAUUUUUUCACAUAGCUUUAUUUAUUAAUACUAAACUAUAGUUUGAGAUUUUUUUCUUUUGAAAAAUGAACUUUUGGUAGCCAAAGCUGCUGUACAUUGUAGACUAUUUACUAUUUCUAUCUGCUAUAUUCUAUACCUUAUUUAUUUCACUGUUGCAAAACCUGUAAAUAUGUGUCCUAGAUGAUGAACUGUAACAUUUACACUUAUUUUGAAAAAUAAAUGUGUGAACCAAA